This is a messenger RNA of Phytophthora sojae, 1935 nucleotides long. RefSeq lists its product as hypothetical. NCBI's taxonomy places the organism in Eukaryota, Oomycota, Peronosporomycetes, Peronosporales, Peronosporaceae. The transcript is spliced from 2 exons. The record is from RefSeq and is a predicted model, not a curated record. The coding region runs from base 1 to 1935 and encodes 644 amino acids.
AUGGUGACGGUUCUCGCUCAGCCGGCUACCUCUUCCUCCUCCAGCUCCUCGUCCUCAAGUAGUGGACUCAACGGAUGGUAUCCGUGCUCGGAGUCGACUUUCUCGGACGAAGGGGGUUCUGGGGACCAAGACGCUGAGUGCGCGGUCUACACGGCCCCAUUGUGCUACCCUGGUGUCUGCGAGACCCCCGAAGGGAUCGACUCGACCGUGGAUAUCUUCGUCAAGAGGGUCGUUGCUUUGAACGACUCGGACACUGCCACCAACGUGUGGAUCAUGCAAGGAGGCCCAGGCGCUUCCUCCACUGCCAUGGAAUCGGCGAUGGUGGAGCUCCACGCUCGUCUGAAUGGCACAGUGAACGUCUACACCAUGGACCACCGCGGCACUGGUCGAAGCACUCUACUCGACUGCGUGGCGGCUCAAGCCACGACUACUGGUUCCCCGUACGGCAGCUCCAUCGACGUGACGGAGGUCCCCGCCUGUGCUGAGGCUCUGGAGAAGAAGUACGGCAACCUCUCCUCUUUCUCCAUGACAAGCGCCGCCUCGGACAUGGCGACCUUCAUCUCCAACUACUCGAACGGAGCGGAUACCAUCGUGUACGGAGUGAGCUACGGUACUGCAUUAGUGGAGCGCGUGAUCCACUUGGAUCCCCCCGAGGUGACUGGGUACGUGUUGGACGGCGUCGCCACGAGCUCGGGCGCGUCUGGUGACAAAACCUUCGAGUACUUUUCGACCUGGGACGCCGACUUUGGGGAGGUGGGGGACGCCUUCAUGGCGCUCUGCAAGACGCAAAGUGAGUGCAACGACCGAUUCGCAUCGACUGAUCUCUCCACAACGCUGCAGAACCUCAUCAACGACUUCGACUCCAACCCCAACUCGACGUGUGCGGCCUUGGUGAGCAGCGGCAGCUCUGACCCAGCGUCGUACACGGUGCGGGAGGCUCUGGGGUCGCUGCUGCAGGGCUCGCGUAUGCGCACGCUCAUCCCUCCCGUCGUCUACCGCCUGAAUCGCUGCGCGUCCGAGGACAUCGACGUUCUGACGCACUUCUUCGCCGCUUUGAACUCGGACCUCUCGGCCCCAGACCAGGAGAACGCGUUUGAAUCCACGCUGCUCUACUACCUCAUUGUCUUCUCCGAGUUGUGGGAGAAGCCCGAGCCGUCCGCGUCGGAAAUGCUGGCGCGGUUCACGAACACGACCAUCUCGAACGGAGGGACGUACACGGAGAUCCCGGACUAUUGCGCCUUCUCGAAGGAGAACUCGACUACGUGCAAUGGACUGGAAGUCGGCAACUACUCCGCCAACGGGAUCAUCUACGAGCGGGACGAGUACUGGAACAAGAGCGCCGUGAUCCCCAGCCAGGCCAGCGUCUUGUUGCUCAGCAGCAAGCUGGACCCGCAGACGCCGCACAAGUACGCCAAGUAUCUGUUGGAGGCGUUGGAUGGCGACCAGAAGGAGCUGAUCACCUUCAACUAUGCAACGCACGGGACGCUGUGGACGACCCCGAUGGUGGACGGGGACUACUCGAGCGAGACGUGCGGCAUGAUGCUGCUCAUGUCGUUCGUGACCAACAACGGCGACUUGGCGGGUCUGGACAAGUCUUGCGUUGAGGAGAUGCCCGCGUUCAAUCUCACGGUGCCGCUCACGUACCAGCAUUACUAUUUGAGUACGGACGACGUCUACGACGGCGUGUACAGCGCCAGUCUGAGUGCGAGCGGAUCGACCUCAGGCAGUGCGAGCUCUGCAUCAGACGGGAGCUCCAAGUACAAGGCCGUCUUUAUCGUCUUCCUCGUCCUCUUUGUGCUAGCGCUAGCGCUGGCGCUCGCUGCUUUCUUCGUCUACCGCUGGAACAAGCUCAAGCAUAGCAAGACGGACGAAAGGACGACCGAGGACUUGCCGGGGCACGUAGAGAUCCUGUCUCCAGUCGAGCUAGCCAAGUAA